UCCGGGGAGAGCGGAUAUAGUGAAUGCGGGGUCCGGGGAGAGCGGAUAUAGUGAAUGCAGGGUCCGGGGAGAGCGGAUAUAGUGAAUGCAGGGUCCGGGGAGAGCGGAUAUAGUGAAUGCAGGGUCCGGGGAGACGGAUAUAGUGAAUGCGGGGUUCUGGGAGAGCGGAUAUAGUGAAUGCAGGGUCCAGGGAGAGUCGGAUAUAGUGAAUGCAGGGUCCAGGGAGAGCGGAUAUAGUGAAUGCAGGAUAUAGUGAAUGCAGGGUCCUGGGAGACCAGAUAUAGUGAAUGUGCAGGAUAUAGUGAAUGCGGGGUCCGGGGAG
Staurois parvus is the source of this 322-nucleotide messenger RNA. The record is from the annotation of a GenBank genome assembly. NCBI's taxonomy places the organism in Eukaryota, Metazoa, Chordata, Amphibia, Anura, Ranidae.